Messenger RNA from Chironomus riparius, 672 nucleotides. The record is from the annotation of a GenBank genome assembly. Lineage: Eukaryota; Metazoa; Arthropoda; Insecta; Diptera; Chironomidae.
GAAUUUUACCAGUCAAGACUGAAUGAAAAGUUUUGAAAUUUAAAUGUGGAUUUUGUUUGUGGACUUUUUGUUGAGAUGAUUUUGUGGUGCUAGGAUGUGGAUAUGUGGAUUAAGAAGUGAAAUUCUGUAGUUUUGAAUGCAGGAAGCAUUUGGGAGAUAAAUUUGAAAUUUAUUAAGUGCUAAGAACGGCUUAAUUUGAAGAAGUUGAAUAUAUUGAGCAUAAAUAUGAAAUUAUGUAAUUUUGAGGAAUGAAAAAUUGCAAAUUAGUGUCAAAAUAUGAAAAAUAAUUGUGAAUUUGAACUAAAAAUGGAUACAUUAGUUCCCACGCAGCUAAUGUCCCCACAACCCCACUAAAUCCCCACCAAGAUUAACAAUGAAAGAAACCAAAACGAGUCAAAGAAAAAGUCAAAGAAGAAAAAAAUGUCGCGAAAAGGACGAAAUAAGAAAAAUCCCAACGAUGAAAUUGAGGCAAUGAGGAAAAUUUUCUGCGAUGAGGCGUCAAAUCAGAUGAAAAUGAGGAACUUCGCGAAGGCUGUGAUUGGGUAUAAUCAGAAACCAUCAAAAACCAACAACCAAACACCAACAUUCCAUCGAAUUUCCUUCAAACCAUCCAAUCAUCAACCAGCGCCAUCUGUAUCUCAAGCAUCAAGUUCAAGACAACGAUCGUCAUAG